This is a messenger RNA of Dichotomopilus funicola, 636 nucleotides long. RefSeq lists its product as uncharacterized. Bases 1 to 636 code for a protein of 211 amino acids. The transcript has 4 exons. Lineage: Eukaryota; Fungi; Ascomycota; Sordariomycetes; Sordariales; Chaetomiaceae. The record is from RefSeq and is a predicted model, not a curated record.
AUGUUGGCCGCCCGGCUGUUGAAACCAUCGCGAUUGCGCGGCGUUACCCGCUCACUCUCGACAUUAUCCUCCAAUCCCAGUAUCAAAGUCUUCCAAGACCCCCUCAACCCGAACGUGCACCUCCUCUCCCUACUGCCCACCACGCCUCCGAACCCCGCCCUCGCCAUCGGUACCACCACAACGCUCCCACCAACACCCAACUCUUUUCAGAGCAACACACACUUUCUCUCCAUCCUAGACGAAGUUCUUGCCCAGCAUGCGGCCGAGGACCCGAGCUUGAAGAGCCAGGCGCAGGCGUUUGCCUCGCCGGGUGGGCUAAACUUUGUGCAAGCACGCACUCAACGGGGGACGGGGACUGGGCCGGGGGGUGCGAGUGCCGAAGGUGGUGCGGGAGGAGCUGGCGUCGGCGGAUGGGUACAUUUGAGUGAUACGAGGAAUCCGCCGGAUUUUGGGAGGAUUGCUUGGCCGGAGGACAUUCUCGGAAGUGUGGAGGUUGACGGCAAGGGGGAGAUUAUUGGCAACUACCAGUCGAGCGGUACCUACCGGGUUGUUACGAACGAGGGAAUUCUUGGGUUAAGCCCGUUUCUACAAGAGAAGUUGAUAGCUAGGCUACGCGAGGAGGAAAGUAAGUCGUAG